AUGGAUCCGGGACUAGGUCUCGUCGUGAACAGCAUGGUGCCGAACGAGAACGAGCCACCAAGACCGCCACCCAAGCCGCCGCUGCAACUUCCGAAAGGCUUUCUUGAGAAGUCACAUGUGCGACAUGCGCUCAAGUACAUGCCAGACGAUGAGCAGCGAGAAAGAACGUUGGAGGUAGCCCUGGCCUGGAAGAAGAAGUUCGCAGCUAGGAAGUGGAAGACUGUUGUUGCUGCUAUCGAAGCUGCGAGCAAAGAAGACUGUGUCCGAUCGCUGCACCACGACGCCAAUAUGCAUGAACCUCACACGAUUUUACAACCUACGGGGCGACCGCGAGCUAUGACGACGGCAUCAGCACCUGCAGUUCCUCGAAUAGCUUCACCACCAACGUCGGGACACAGCGAGCUUACAAGCCUUCAAACUGAGACCGCUUCACUGCCUCUACGGCGUAGUCUGGCGCCAUCCACGCCACGAACAUAUCGUUGGGACCUCAUGCCGACAGGUCCAGUGACACCUCUUUCACCUACACCGAUGGGCAAUGCCUUCUCCGGAGGCGGUUUCUGGGAGAAUUCUGCACCACACACGGAGCAGCAUAAGACACCAACAUCUACCGCCGUGGUAAAAUAUGUACCGGUUUCUCAGGUUGUUUUGGCUGAUACAGACGCUCGGGAAGUCUAUGUUAGGAUCAAAUGUGAAAUCGAGGCUCUUGCUCGCAAGUACUGCUUGGCCCGUUACCACAUGCACUCUUCACUUGACGAGAAUGAUUUUGUUCCGGUCAACAUGAUCAUAUCGAGAGAUAGGAAGGCAGCUGCUGAUGUGACGCUACACUGUCGACUAUUGAAAUUAAAAAAGGCCAUCGUGAAGGACCUUCCAGAAAAGUUGCAAAGCCACGCCAUGCGCGAAGCUGCUCUACAGCGGCAGCUAUCCAUCAAAGACGAGGCCGAGUUGUAUGAACAGAACAACUGGAUGAAUGAUGAGAUUUUCGCCACAAUUCCAAAGAACUUGGGUUCAAAACACUACAAGGCACCUGCUCAUCUAGCCGUCUCGAUACUGGAUGAGCAACGAGAGGUAAUUCGUAUGCUUCGCAAACAGCGCAGGACCGAUUUAGAGCUCCCCGAUAUAGCGAUUGAAGCUGCAUGGGCAGCACAGAUCUCGCCACUUAAGCUCCAUGGGGCUAAGGCUGCUGGGUCAAGCAGCGGCAGUGAUGACGACGAUGGCUACAGCUACGGUAACUUCUUGCGGAGCAUCAAGAGCGAAAUGAGCACAAGCUCGAGCUCAGGAGCACUUGCUUCCAUGGUGGAAGAACUAUCCAACAGCGACCUCAUUUCACCCAGAUCGCGUGCAAACACUCAGCAGACUGUCAGCUCGACGAGGAGCUACGAUUUUCGCUUCCCGCAACGGUCAAGCACAAGCUCCACCAAAGAAAAUCAUUCAACAACACGCUCAAGUGGAGCCAGUGUUUCUGAUAGCAGCCACAAGCAUGUCCACUCGCUCCAUCAACGCACCGACCUCCGUGUCUCGACAGAGAUCAUUGACGAAGUCCCAAGCGCAGAACUCAGCCCAGAAGACCGAGAAUUCCGGCACCGAGGUCCAAACCUUGUAGAUUUGGACCAUUGGGCAGAGGAGCUCAAGAGAAUGGAAGCCAUGCGGGCGGAUCGGCAAAAUAAUCUAGCACUCCACCGCCGGUCACAAGAUCGCUCUACCCACGAAGGCACUCCAGAAAAGCGGAUGUCAGUCGAUGGCAUCAACACACGUAUCUCCCCAACUCGGCAUUUCCACAGCCGAUUCUCCUCGUCGUCAUCGAUAUCUACAAACACGUCCAAGCCCCUCCCACGAUCAACAUUGACAAGUCUCUCUCCUUCCCGCACGCAAUCAGCACCCAAACUCACCAUGCUCAGCCACCCACACCACCAGUGCAACAAAAGCGGAGCUUCUACCAGCACUCAUCGACACCAUACCAGUAAAGCGUCCAUUGACGACUCGCGCCGUCGCUACCAGCACGUGCGAUCCACAAGCAGCGUACACAUUCUUGCUAAAAGCAGUUCCAAAGACGACGAAGACGCGUGGAUGCGCGAGUUGAAGAACAUGGAGAGUCGUGAGCACGUUCGACAGAGUUGUGAGAGGCGGCGGACGUCUCAGCUCCCCAAGGGCGAGGGGGGAUGGCGUGGAUGUUAUGGAGAAGAGGAGGAAGAAGUGACGGAUAAUUUGGCUGGUGGAAAGGCCUGA
Molecule: messenger RNA, 2223 nt
Organism: Ascochyta rabiei
Lineage: Eukaryota; Fungi; Ascomycota; Dothideomycetes; Pleosporales; Didymellaceae
Exons: 1
Coding region: 1-2223 (740 amino acids)
Source: RefSeq, a predicted model, not a curated record